This is a messenger RNA of Prunus armeniaca (apricot), 285 nucleotides long. NCBI's taxonomy places the organism in Eukaryota, Viridiplantae, Streptophyta, Magnoliopsida, Rosales, Rosaceae. The record is from the annotation of a GenBank genome assembly.
AUGGCAUGGCUACCGUUCGGUAGCUGGUCAAGCAACAUGGAGUUGGAUGGCUACUCAAGGCUUUUGGGUGGCUUGAUCAAUCCCCUGGAUGGGUGUGUCGUUCGGUGCCGUUCGGCAGGCUUUGGUUUGCCAGACAGGAGUUUUCCGAAAGCUUUUGCAGAAGUCAAGUCCCCCUGUGUAGGCAAGGCGGACUGGCGCCGGGAAUUUAGGCAGCCCUUUUGGUUCGGCCACCUCGUAAAUAACUUUGUGAAUGCCGUGACAGGUCUAGGAGGAGAGCCCGCGUGA